AUGGAUCUCAUAAUCAAAGCAAUUCCUCUAGAUGACAACUCUGAUCCAGAUAUCUAUAUCUCAAAAACAGUGAGAUUCCCUAACAGUAGUCUUGAUAGUGAAUGGUAAUGUUCCUCUUAUGGCAGAGACACGUGUACAAUUCAUCAUGAUGACAUCAAGCCUGACGAUGUGUUCUAUAUUGGAAUUACUUCACCUCAUGGAGAAUGCCAUCUGUCUCUCUUCACAAUGACAUCAGAUGAGUUUAAGCUAGACGAUGGAAUUUACAAUUCCUUCUGA
This is a messenger RNA of Stylonychia lemnae, 276 nucleotides long. NCBI's taxonomy places the organism in Eukaryota, Ciliophora, Spirotrichea, Sporadotrichida, Oxytrichidae. The record is from the annotation of a GenBank genome assembly.